Messenger RNA from Coccomyxa subellipsoidea C-169, 1473 nucleotides. RefSeq lists its product as hypothetical. Lineage: Eukaryota; Viridiplantae; Chlorophyta; Trebouxiophyceae; Coccomyxaceae. The transcript is spliced from 10 exons. The record is from RefSeq and is a predicted model, not a curated record. Bases 1 to 1473 code for a protein of 490 amino acids.
AUGCGCGCAGCGCUCAAUUCCCUUAAUAGUGACUCGGGAGAUGUAUAUGAGACGUCUGCGACGGCGGCUUCCGACCCAGCCAAGAAUGAAAAGGAGCAAACGCCAGUGACUCCGGAUGAUGCCAUGCCUGCCAAACUACAAAAUACGAGCAAUAAUGAUGAGGAAGAGUGGCAGCGGCUCAUCUCAGCCGGCGAGGAGCGCCUCACUCAGAUGGCGGCCAACCCUUUCUUGGGCGUGGCGAAUCUGCACGCUGAGCUGGCAGCCUGGGACGCAGAAUUUUAUGCACAGGAGGCAGCUGUCUGCCCUGCAAAGUGGCGACUGCGGAGCCGCUUCAUCGAGGAGGUCUUUGCACCUUUGCUCAGCAAGGCAAGGACAGUAGCAAUGUACCAAGCCCAGCUAGCAGAGGCCAAGCAAGCCACAAUCACGGCAAAGAAAGCUUGGGCAGAAUGUGGGAGGGCAGCUGCGGAGAAUGGAGUUGAACUUGAUGACUCACUUGCCAUGAGAAACUCGCUUGAAGAGGUUGAGAAGACCUUAAGGGGUUUGGAGCAGCUCCUGAGGGCAAUCCUUCACAAGAUUGAAAACAAGGAUCAGGCAAUUGAUAUGGAAUCAGAUGUUGUUGAGCCAGAGCCAGAGCCGAAGCCGGAGCCGGAGCCGGAGCCGGAGCCAGAGCCCGAGCCCGAGCCCGAGCCCAAAACAGUGCUUGACCUUGUGGUGACCGUCUACAUCGAUGAGGAUAGGUGGCUAAAGGAAGGGCUGCCGAAGAUCAAUCUGCUGCUGUUUGGGGGCGUCGGUGCUGGCAAGAGCAGUCUCGUGUCUACUGUGGACAGUCUGUUCAAGGGGCGCAUGUCUCGCAGAGCCCCUCACGGGCAGGGCACCGGUUCUUACACCCGCACGCUCACCAAAUACAACUUCAAGAUCUCCGGCCCAGGCGAGACCGAGACGGCUCCCUUUGCCCUGUGGGACUGUGCUGGCUGGUCAGACCGGGACUAUCAGAGCGGCGAGCUGGGCUAUAUUCUAGACGGCAACCUGCCCCACCGGUUUGAUCUGAGCCAGGCAAUAACACCGCGGAGCCGGGACUUUGUGACUGCGCCGCAGAGGGCAGACAGGGUGCACUGCGUGUGCUUUGUGGUGCCCUGUGAUGCUGCCUCAGACCAGGACUACAUGACCCGCCUGAAAGAAAUGAAGAAGUACGCCAUGGAUCGCGGCAUACCCACGCUGGUGUUCCUGACUAAGGUCGACCAGUAUGACCCUGAAGUGGCAGCAGACAUUCGCAUGAUUGGAGCCAGCCAGCGCAUCAAAUCUAUAAUGCAGGAGGUGGCGUCUCUCAGCGGCAGCGGAGGCACAAAGGAUGUCUUUCCAAUGAAGAGCUUCAGCAGCGAGUAUGAACCUGACCCCGCAGUGGGGGUUCUCAUCCUUAGUGCCCUGCAGCACGCCUUGUACGCAGCUGAGGACUACCUGGACGACGCACCCUGA